This is a messenger RNA of Mitosporidium daphniae, 3999 nucleotides long. Its product is annotated as DNA repair protein Rad50. Gene Ontology annotation, cellular component: Mre11 complex; condensed nuclear chromosome. Gene Ontology annotation, biological process: double-strand break repair; telomere maintenance via telomerase; chromosome organization involved in meiotic cell cycle. Lineage: Eukaryota; Fungi; Microsporidia. The transcript is spliced from 6 exons. The coding region runs from base 1 to 3999 and encodes 1332 amino acids. The record is from RefSeq and is a predicted model, not a curated record. Gene Ontology annotation, molecular function: ATP hydrolysis activity; single-stranded telomeric DNA binding; double-stranded telomeric DNA binding.
AUGUCAUCCAUUGAGAAACUUUUGAUUCGAGGAAUCCGGUCGUAUGAUCCCCAGACACAGAAUGUGAUCGAGUUUUAUACCCCGUUGACGAUCAUUGUUGGCCAAAAUGGCGCGGGAAAAACUACCAUUAUUGAAUGUUUAAAAUUUGCCACAACUGGGGAUCUCCCCCCCAAUUCGAAGGGGGGAGCAUUCGUGUACGAUCCAAAGCUUGCACAUGCAACAGAAGUAAAGGCUCAAGUGCGUUUGAAAUUCAGAAAUGUCAAUAAACAGCCCAUGAUUGUGACAAGGUCUCUUCAACUGACACAGAAAAAAACAAAAACCGAAAUGAAGACGCUGGAAUCAUUGUUGGUGAUGAAAGACCCAAUAAGUGGAGAGGUAGCUUUGCUUUUAUUACAAGGUCUAGCAAAUUUCUCUCAGCAGCCGAUGUGCCGAGCUCGAUACGGAAAUGCCGAAUCAUUUGGGCGUCUCUCUCGCCAUUUUGGACAAUGUUAUAUUUUGCCAUCAAGAAGAGGCGAGCUGGUACAUUUUUUUGGCUUACUGACACCAAUUAGGCCGUUGGCAGAGCCCUCGGUGCUGAAGAAAAAAUUUGAUGAUAUUUUCUCUGCAACAAAGUUCGUAUCUUCAGCAUUUACUGAUUUGUCAACUAGAUACUCGAAGGCACUAAAUGAGCUCAAGGAUAUACGAAAGGAAAUGCAGCAGGGACUAAAAUUGGAGAUCCAAAAGCUUGAGUUUCUUGCAUCUGAUGUCGACAAGGCGAAUAAGGUUCAGCCAACCCUGCUAUUACUAACAUCAAGAUCAAAAUUUCGGUUCAGAAUUUCAAGGAUAAACUAUCGCAUUAUUCUUGCAAUGUUUCUUCGUUCGAAAAACCAACUGUCGGUUUUAGAGGAGGCCAGAAAUGACCUUCUCUCCUCGAUGAAAAUCCUACAAGAGUCUGACAAAGAACUCGAGUCUUUUUUGAGCCUUCAAGUAAAUGCCGUUAAUUCUGCAGAAGCAGAACUUGAGGCGAAUAGAUCUGAAAAGGCCAAUCUUUGCAAAGAAAUCGAAGAAAUAGAGAGGCAAAAAAAGACUGCUUCAAGUGAACUUUUACAGGCCACCAACGAACUACAGUUGCAACAAUCCAGGAUUGCAAAAAUCCAGACCUUGAUCUCAUCCAAUCUCGAUCUGGAUAAAGACGGGCUUACCUUUGCCAAGCUCAACUCUAUUUUUUCGGAACUCCAGCACAAGGCAGAGGGGUUUGAAAAAGAGCUUUCACUGUUGACGGCAAAAUACCAUCAGGAAGAGAACGAACUAAAGAUCAAAAGGCAAAGAAUUAAAGACCAAAUGCACAGUUUAACGGAAACAAUUAAAUCAAAGAAGCGAGAGCAAUCCAAUUGCCAUCUUCAAAAAUCUUCCAUUUUAAGCUCUCUUCAAGAAUUGUCUUCAAUAUCCAGGGAGUUUAUAGAGCAGCAAGAAUUCCAAUAUCAAAUGGAAAAUGAACUGUUGGCCAAAAAAAAGUCUACCUGUAGCCGUUUCCAAUUUGAGGAAAAGCUUUCUCAAUUGGAGAAGGAAAAAUUACAGAUUGAAGGGGAACUUUUGGAAAACCAGGAUCUUCUUAAAGAGCUGAACAGGGCCUCUGAAGCGAAUACAAAGAUUUCCAUUAAAAGAACUGAUCUGCGAAGAAAGGAAAUUGCAUACAAGCAAGCGUUCAAUUCUGUUUGCUCGUAUUCCUCUCAGCAUUUGGGAAAUUCUCCUUCAGAGUCUAUUGACGAUAUAAUAUCAUACUGCGCACUUUCGUCGCACGAAUUGGACAUCAAAAAGGGCGUAGUUUCCUCUAGUAUUGAAGAGCUAGCCAAAGGAAUCAACAUCAACAAACUCAAAUUGGAGUCGUUUCAGGCGCAACUUGAAGAAGCCAACUCCAAUUUGCUGAAAAACAGGCUGAAAUCGGAGUCCUUUUUUGAGCUUGUAAAAUGCAGUGGCUUGUUAUCAUCAAAUGAAUACUUUGAACAGCAAACGUCUUUUCCUUUGGUUUUAAAAAAGCUGGACGCUCUUCAUGUUGAGUUAACGAAGCGACUAUCUUCUUCCAGGGAGUUGGAGAAUAUUUACGGAUCGUUUUUACAGGCCUCUCUUUGCACCUCAGAGUGUUCUUUGUGUUGUCGGCGCUUUUCUUGUGAACUGGAAAAAGAACGCUUUACAUUGAAGCUUACAAAUUUGAUAGCAAAUAUUCCAUCUGAAGUCAGGGUAUAUCAAGACCAAUUGACAAAAUUGGAUGCGAUUCAUGUCAAGUCUCGUGAAAUCCAAACGCAUUUGGACUACAUACAAGAUCUCGAGGGCGAGAGGAUUCCCGCUUUGAUCAAAAACAUCGAAAUCCACACUGGUCAAAUUGAGGCGUUGAAUUUGUCUCUUGAAAAAGCAUCCAGCGAAUUGAAAUCGCUGGAAGAACUAGCGGGCAAAUAUGAGGGCUUGAUGAAGCUCGUUGAAAGUGCAACGAAAAUCCAAAAGGAAAUCAAGCAAAUUGAGCAGGAGAUUUUGUUUAUCGAAAAAUCAGAUAACAUUGGCGUCAACUCUUCGCAUUCGUUUGAUUCGAUUCAAGAAAAAACGGCCUCUCUUUUGCGAAAAUCGACCAUCAUCAGGGGAGAGUCGGAUGUCAUAAGCAAAGAUUAUUCGACAAAGCUAAGCGAUAUACAAAUGCUGGAGUUACAACUGAAAGAUAAAUUUUCUGAACUGAACGUCCUGAAGUCGAAAUUUGAACACAAAUUGCGGCUAGAAAAUCAGUUGGCCGAGCUAAGUAAGCUUGAUUCUUCGCUGCAAGUUGAAAUCCAAUCCUCGCAAGCCUAUUUGGACACUGAAAACCAAACUCUUUUGUCAGAUAUUCAGUCAAGAUCCUGUGAAAUCGCAAAUUCCUACAAAAACGACGAGUUGGCAUUGAGAGAAGCCAGAAGAUCCUUUUUAGCUUACUUCAAUCCAUUUUCGUUGAUACUUUCAGAAUGUUGUGAAUGGGAAAACAGAAGAGGCAUUGAUUUCGUCACCUCGGAAGUGGUUUCUCUUCAGGACAAGAUAUCCCGGUUUUCUAUCAAACAAGACGAGCUCAGGGAAACCAUUUCUCGGUUGGACGCUUUAUUCCUUUCCUAUUCCCAAAAGGCAUCUGAGAUAAGGAAUAUUGAAAGGAAUGUUCGAGAUAAUAUCAAAUCCCGCUCCAUGUCCAAGGCUAUUUCUUUAAAGAGAGAGGAGCUUACCGGCCUGCUUAAUGGAUACUCUUCCGGAUUACCUUAUAUUGAGUAUAGACGUCAGGAGGAAGAGUUGAAAAGAGAGCAUUCUGAGCUGCUUGUCAAGAAAGCAGGGGUUGUUGGUGAAAUCAAGCAAGUCGAAUCGCAUUUGCAAAGACUGGCAGCUGAACUCGAUACCGAUUAUGGAGAAAUCGAAAAGAAACACAAGUCCCAGUUUGUCAAGGUGAAGGUCACUGAGCUUGCCCUGGUUGAUCUCGACCAAUAUGCCAAAGUGCUGGACUCCGCUAUUAUGAAAUACCAUUCGUUGAAGAUGGAGGAGAUCAACAAAAUCAUUAGAGAGCUCUGGGUUUCCACAUACCAGAGCUCCGACAUAGAUACCAUUGAGAUCCAUUCUGAUGCAGAAACUACUCGAGGAAAUCGCUCGUACAACUACAGGGUUGUCAUGCUCAAAGGCGACACCGAGCUUGAUAUGCGCGGGAGGUCCUCUGCAGGCCAGAGGGUGCUAACUUCGAUUAUCAUCCGGCUGGCUCUUGCGGAGACAUUUGGGCUGAAUUGCGGCAUUCUUGCUCUCGACGAGCCCACUACCAAUUUAGACCGAAUCGCUUUCAAAGUACCGCAUUUUGCUUUCCCCCAUUUUAGCAUCAUUAAGGCGCGACGGAGACAGUUUAAUUUCCAGCUUAUCGUGAUCACCCACGAUGAAGAGUUUGUGCAGCUAUUGGGAAAAUCCGAAUUUACCGAUUAUUAUUGGAGAGUUUCCAGGGAUGAAAAGUACGGCGUACACAUUGCUCAUUUUUAG